AUGGUUGAAAAUGCUAAUGCUAUAGAGCGAAAUGCUUUCUUCCACGCUAAUUGUUACUUCUAUUGUAGAACAAAGCAUAGUGUAAUGGGCGCAGUGACAGCUAUCGCUCUGCGUGGAGAGGGUCACCAGUUCUUUGUGGCCACGGACAAAUGCCAAAUUUACCGUUUCGAUGGAUCGACAUUCAAUUUCGAACUCAUCAACUCCUGUCAUUCGUCGCCAAUUAACGAUAUCGAAUUUCCUGAAAAUUGCUCUGAUUUGUUCGUCACAUGCUCUUAUGAGGAUAUUCGAGUGUUCCAUACACCUAGCCAGCAGGAACUUCUGCGUAUCAACAUCCCAAAUCGUGUCUGCUUCUGCAUUGAUCUCGUGAAUGAUGGAACGGCCAUUGUUUCAGGUAUAAUUUGCUGUGUACUGCCACGUGAUUGUAAUAACUCGAUUCUGUAG
This is a messenger RNA of Rodentolepis nana, 441 nucleotides long. The record is from the annotation of a GenBank genome assembly. Lineage: Eukaryota; Metazoa; Platyhelminthes; Cestoda; Cyclophyllidea; Hymenolepididae.